Messenger RNA from Rosa rugosa (rugosa rose), 1400 nucleotides. Its product is annotated as transcription factor MYBS3. The record is from RefSeq and is a predicted model, not a curated record. NCBI's taxonomy places the organism in Eukaryota, Viridiplantae, Streptophyta, Magnoliopsida, Rosales, Rosaceae. The transcript is spliced from 3 exons. Gene Ontology annotation, molecular function: DNA binding. The coding region runs from base 114 to 1214 and encodes 366 amino acids. Gene Ontology annotation, biological process: response to gibberellin; response to ethylene; response to auxin.
UCUCGUCCCUGGAAAGCAAAAACACAAUCUCCGGAUUCUCCUUCUCCCUUCUCUUCUGUGAUCGACGAGUCGCGAUCACUUUGACUCAGUGCCGCCGAGUCACUUCUCCCGCGAUGACUCGGCGCUGUUCCCACUGCAGCAACAACGGCCACAACUCCCGCACGUGCCCCUCGCGUGGCGGAGGUGGCGGCUCCUCCUCCUGCUCUUCUGGAGCGGGCGGCGGCGUGAAGCUCUUCGGCGUUAGGCUGACGGAUGGCUCCUUCAUUAAGAAGAGCGCUAGCAUGGGCAAUUUGUCCACUAUGGCCUCGCACUACCAAUCCUCGUCUCCCAACCCGGACUCUCCUCCCGGCUACGACCCGCCGCUCCACGACCCGGUUCAUGUCCGCGAAGGUUACUUGUCGGACGACCCGGCCCAUGCCUCCUCCUCCACCAAUCGCCGUGGAGAUCGUAAAAAAGGAGUUCCAUGGACAGAAGAGGAGCAUCGAAUGUUCUUAAUUGGUCUUCAAAAAUUGGGGAAAGGAGACUGGCGCGGGAUAGCGCGAAAUUAUGUAACGACUAGGACUCCUACUCAGGUGGCAAGCCAUGCCCAGAAGUAUUUUAUCCGGCAGAGUAAUUCUACCAGAAGAAAGAGACGGUCCAGUCUCUUUGACAUGGCCCCUGACAUGGCCAUGGAUCCACCUCACAUGCCAGAAGAACAAGCUUUGCUGCCUUCUUGUCAGGAGGAAAGAGAAUCUGAAGAUUCAAAACCUUCAUUAAAUCUUUCCCUUGGUUCAGAAUGCAGCAGACCUAUGGAAAGCACACAAGAAGAAAAAGUGAUUAUAGAACCCGAUAAUCAGCCGGUAAUGGGAUUGAAUGGGUACCUGAAUGGUUACCCGCCAGUUUUUCCCGGCUUCAUCCCAGCGUAUUUGCCUUAUCCUUAUCCUGUAUGGCCAAGUGCAGGUCCUCUGAUAAUAGAAAACGGAGGCGAGGCUUCUCAUUUUCCGCAGGUCUUAAAGCCAGUUCCUAUGCUUCCCAAGGAACCUGUCAACGUUGAUGCUCUAGUAGGUAUGUCUCAGCUCAGUCUAGUAGAGGCCGAGAGUCUCCAAAGCAAUCCUUCCCCUCUCUCUCUGACAUCAUUAGGAGAGCCGUCAAGGCAGUCGGCAUUUCACCCAAAUGCUCCGGCCAGUGAACCAGACUUAAGCAAGGGCAAGACCAGUGCCAUCCAAGCAGUCUGAAUCUGAACUAGGGGAAAUGAAGCAGCAUCUCUCUUUUUGUACAAUCAUAUGGGUUCUCUAAGGCAUGUUGUUCUAUUAUUAUUUUUUCAUGGUCCCAAAUAUUUAUAAAUAACAUAGGGUAGGUAUUUUUCUAACUGUAAACAACUAGAAGUUAUUGUUAUCGAAUCAACUUGGUAGUAAAGUGCA